Pogonomyrmex barbatus (red harvester ant) is the source of this 1245-nucleotide messenger RNA. It is a transcript of the gene Spec2, whose product is annotated as CDC42 small effector protein Spec2. NCBI's taxonomy places the organism in Eukaryota, Metazoa, Arthropoda, Insecta, Hymenoptera, Formicidae. Gene Ontology annotation, molecular function: small GTPase binding. The record is from RefSeq and is a predicted model, not a curated record. Gene Ontology annotation, biological process: regulation of Rho protein signal transduction. Gene Ontology annotation, cellular component: plasma membrane.
AUUCGCCUUUGUUUCCAUCGUCGCCGUCGCCGCUGCCGCUGCUGCUGCCACGCUGCCUGUCCUCAUCGUCCUCCGGUGUUUGCGUUUCGCGGAAAACGAUGUCCUACGUAGCCGCGAGCCGCGCGUUCCACGGGAAUGUUUACUUCGCUCGUCGGCACGUCGGCUGUUGAGACCGGCGCAAAGAAGGUUUGAACGCAAUCGCGAUCUUCCCCGCCGUCAGCGGACCUAACCUGCAAAGGACCGCGAGGUCCCACUCUCGAAACUCUGCGAAUUCGUCUGCGGGCAUCCGUGGGAUCGUCGUCUCGCCAUCGAGCGGAUCGAGCUUCCCGGUUUUACCUUCGUUGCCCGAGAUCCAUUCACGGACGAUUCGAGAUCGCGCGAGGAGAUCACCGCGAAGGAUGGCCGGCAACAACGAGCUCUGGGUGCAGUGCUUCACGUGUUGUCUGACGCCGCGAGCGACGCGGAGCAACAGGCGGAACGGCGGCAGACCGCACCAGAGGCUCAGGAUAGACCGGAGCAUGAUCGGCGUGCCCACGAACUUCAGGCACACGGCGCACAUCAGCAGCGGCGACAUCGACAUGUCGAUCGCCCAGUUGGCCGAUCUCCAGGCACAGAUGCAGAGGAAGAGCGGUUUCGACAGUGACUACAGCGCCAAGGCAUGCUGAGAGCUUUAUCUAUCUCGCAGGGGAAUAUUUAAUACGACAAAGUGAAAGCUUUACAACACAAUAGAAUGAUGACUGAUGUUUUUCUUUUUGAUAUCCAUGUUCCUUGCUCGCCUAAUGGACGAGUGCAUUUCUUCUAUACGAACAAGAUUGCAUUUUAUACAACGAUCUAUUAGAAAAUUAAGAGACAAAUCUGCGUUUUCCAUUCAACGAGAAACUGCCAGAAAUGAUCAUAUAUACAUUUACAACGUACAGAUAGUUGUUUAUGAUUUUACUUCCAUGUUUUUUGACUGGAAUGUGCAUUGCAUUUAAAAAUAUUGAAUGUUUUAUAAAACUAUGUGCCUGUUGACACUCCAUAAGGAGAAAGUAUGUGUACAAGAACAAAGCACAAAUCACUUUAUUCGUAAGGUUAAUGAUAAGAUUUAGAUAUAACGUAAAUGUGUAAUUAAUAUAUAAGUAAUCGUAUCACAUAAUAUCACAUGAUAAUAUAAUUCUGUACACGUAAUUCUUAUCCUAUUGUCGAAUAUUGUUCGCGCAUUAAUAAUUAAUACAAGAGAGCAUUGACGAUAUUUAUAUUUGAAAA